Messenger RNA from Volvox carteri f. nagariensis, 1836 nucleotides. RefSeq lists its product as uncharacterized. The transcript is spliced from 7 exons. The coding region runs from base 1 to 1836 and encodes 611 amino acids. The record is from RefSeq and is a predicted model, not a curated record. NCBI's taxonomy places the organism in Eukaryota, Viridiplantae, Chlorophyta, Chlorophyceae, Chlamydomonadales, Volvocaceae.
AUGUCCAGGCCGGCAUUUGAGACUAGGUAUGCUGGCUGGCUGGCUAAAGGCCUUGUUGGUAAUGCUAUACUGUUAAAAAAGAGGAAGCUGAAGCUGCCUUAUGAUGAGGUCAUCGAUACUAUUUUCCCAAAAGUGUUCAAGGAUGUCCUCACAGCAAGCGCGUGUGUAAUCCAGCCCCCGAGCCAAGAGCGGCCCAAGUACUUAAUCUUCUGGGAGCUGCUUAAAAACCUGCUUUCAUUCCAGCCACUGGACAAGCUUUUCGGCGUCUUCGUUGGUGGUGACGAUGAGGAAAGCGAAGAUGCCAACGUGAGCGACGAGGAAGAUGACGAGGACGAGGAUGAUGAUGAGGAAGAUGACGAGGAGAAUGACGAGGAAGAUGAUGAGGACGAGGAUGAUGAUGAGGAAGAUGACAAGGAGGAUGACGUGGAAGAUGGGUGGUACAGGAGGGUAUCCUCCGGUGGCAGGGUGGUACAGGAGGGUACCCUCCGGUGGCAGGGUGGUACAGGAGGGUAUCCUCCGGUAGCAAGGUGGUACAGGAGGGUAUCCUCCAGUGGCAUGGUGGUACAGGAGGGUAUCCUCUGGUGGCAGGGUGGUACAGGAGGGUACCCUCUGGUGGCAGGGUGGUACAGGAGGAUAUCCUUCGGUGGCAAGGUGGUACAGGAGGGCAUCCUCCGGUGGCAUGGUGGUACAGGAGGGUAUCCUCCGGUGGCAGGGUGGUACAGGAGGGUACCCUCCGGUGGCAAGGUGGUACAGGAGGGUAUCCUCCGGUGGCAAGAAGACUUCUUGCUGCAUGCUGGCUUUGAGGAGAGCUUGGAAGGGCUGUUGGCGCAAGGAAGGUCCGAGUUUGUCCUCGUCCGCUCCAGCCCUGGUGAGAUGGGGAGAGUGCACUCCGAAGCCUUGAUGGCAAGCAUUCGGUCCAAGUGUUGCACCCCCGUGCUCAUCGUGGAGGUGAAGGCAGCUGUGGAUGUCGAAAAGCACCUAUGGCAGCCGCUGGCUACUGUGCUUGAGCUGGCAGAGGCAAGCGGCACAGAGGAGCCAGUGUGGUUGCUGCUCACGGACAUGCAGACGUGGUACUUUGCCAAGGUCCAGCGUGCGGGGCCACGGCCACAAACAAAUGAGCAGGGUGCAGCAGCAGCAGCUGCACAGGCACCAACUUUGGUUGUGCCACAGGACCCACCUGCCAGCCCGAUGCGAGCCAAAGCGAGCUUGUAUGUGUACUCCAUACAGCUGUAUGAGCAUAUCUAUGCUGGCUUGAACACGACUUACAGCUCAGAUUACUACCAGGUGCUGGAGCAGUUACUGAAGAUCAUGUACCCCGGCCUGGACCUGCGGGAGCUGCCAACACGCCAAGAUGCUGGCCAGGAAGUGAUCAACUCGCAGACAGAGAGCUGGGCCAAGGAGUCCCUGGCGAAUGCCAAGAAAAUCGCUAACGCCAAAGACUUAGCGGUGAAGAAUGCAAAGCUGGAGGUGAAGAAUGCAAAGCUGGAGGCGGCGGUGGCAGCGGCCAAAGACUUGGCGGCAGAGUACGCAAAGCGGGCCACGGCGGCCGAAGACUUAGCGGUGGAGAACGUAAAGCGGGCCGCGGCGGCCAAAGACUUAGCGUCAGAGAAUGCAAAGCUGGUGGCGGAGAACGCAAAGCUGGCUGUGGCGGCGGCGGCGGCCAGAGACUUAGCGGUGGAGAACACAGCACUAAUGCAGUACCAGGGCUGGCUGGUGGUGACAGCACUGGGUUGCUUUGGCAGCAAAGGCCGGCUGCAGUGUAGUGCCAGCAGUCGGUGGCUGUCGGUGGUUGCCGGCUGCCUGCAGCAAGGCGCUACCGGGCCUCAGCAUGGUUAG